Molecule: messenger RNA, 2013 nt
Organism: Plasmodium fragile
Lineage: Eukaryota; Apicomplexa; Aconoidasida; Haemosporida; Plasmodiidae
Exons: 3
Coding region: 1-2013 (670 amino acids)
Source: RefSeq, a predicted model, not a curated record
AUGAUGUUCCCUGUGCAACUUUCCAUAUUCAGCUUUAUAUUAUACUCCUGGCAAUAUCCCGAAAACGUAAAUGAAUUCGGCACAUCAUGGAACCAUACGGCGAAGCAAAAUGACACUGUCGGCGUCAGGAUCAGUAGAUUGCUCACGGUUGAAUUGGAUAUGCAAGCACCACCACCAAAUAAUACAUUACUAACCAGUCCUGGUAAGGGUCAAGAUAAAAAAGUCGCAUCGGGGCAAAAGCCAGGCAAGUCCGGUAAACCAAAAUCGAAGGUUGGUGAAGCAGGCUCCUUGCCACCAUCCUCACAGAAUGAAGUACAAAGUGAAAACAAGGAAAAGAAGCCAAAAGAAACUACAGUGAAGAGUGGAACGGAUAAGCAAACACCAGAACAGAAUAAAGGUCCCGUUAGUUCUAGCGGAGGCCCAGUGAAAACAACUGCGACGGAUGGGAAGUCGGGAAAACCAGAUGCUAAGGUUGGAUCACAGGGGUUAUUAGUAGCUUCAGAAAAGAAGGAACAAGUUGAAAACACGCCCGAGAUACCCAGGGGACUUUGUAGUACACUAGCGCGAACUAUAUGCAGGAAUAAAUGGUGGAUCCCGCCCACUUUGGCUAUACUUGGAUUCUAUGCAGCAAUGUUGUGCAUGCACAGUGGCUUAAUAGGUAAGCUCAAGUACACAGGCACAUCGGGGGCUGUUGGCAUAUCCUUGGGUGCAGUUACGGGAAGCAUAGGACUCAUGCUCCUGAUCAUGCUAAUUCGUUUCUACUACCGAAGGGGAAAAGCAAAAGUCCAGAAGAAACCUUUGACAGACAAAAUUUUAUCAAAGGAGGAUCAGAAGCCUCAACUACCCGAAAAACCGGAAACACCUAAGAGCCCGGAAGCACCUAAGAAACCAGAGGUAUCUGAGAAGCAGGAAGCACCUAAAAAGACAGGAGAGUCCGAGAAACCGAAAGAACCUAAGAAACCGGAAGUAUCACAGAAACCGGAAACACCUAAAAAACCCGAGAUACCGGAGAAGUAUGCACGGAGUUUGUCCGAGGAAUCCCUUCUUUAUGAUGCUUAUACAUUCAACGAUGACGAGUACAUCCUCGAAAAUUAUUACCCUCCCGAAAAUGGCUACAAUGGUAUAGACGAGGCGUGGUACUCAGAAGAGGAGAUGCCCGCAAUGGAUACUUGCGUGCAGUGCCAGAUCCACAGCGGGCCCGAUGAGAAGUACAGAUAUUAUAGCUGGCCCGUUAUGCAGCAAAGCAACUGGGAAGAGGAGCAAUAUGAUAAUUGGAUUGAUGAUAUGAUGCGUGAACUGAACCCUGAAUGGUACAGCCAACCGGAGGAACAAGAAAUUUGUAGCGACCCCGAGGAGCCGCAGCUUGACUCGUCGGACAGGGACAAGGAUAAGGAGUCCAAUCCCCAGGAACGCAAUGAAGACUCUUCGCAACGAAGCUCUGCAGUACACGCGAUGCAACAGUCCGUGCCAACUGUGUCCUACUGGAGGAAACAUGCCCUGGAAAAGUAUCAAAGAAAGCUUCCACGCGGUUGCACCAUCCAUGACCUUCCGAAGAAUAUGACGUACAAUCAAACAUUGAACAUUGCGUAUACAUAUCUUUUCUGGAUUCAUAAAAAUAAGGCACUUGCUUUAUAUUUUUACCAUGGAGUCCAUUCAGAAAGGAAGUACUUAGCCAUGGUAGACUAUCUGAAGAAGUGGUUUUUCGACUUCGCUGAAGCCAAUAAUUUGCCUGAUAAGUACAGGUUAAAGUGGUGGGAAGUAUGCAAAGCGGAACUUAUGCUUGAUUUGGACUUCAUUCAAAAGAAAUAUGAAGAUUCCUUUAGCGACAUUUUUGAUACAAAGAGAGCAAUAUAUAUGUGGGCCGUAUCAUUUGAAGAUAUAGUAGUCCGUUUUAACGCAACAGUACAAGAAUAUAUUAUGCGAAACAAGGACAAGUGGAUGAAUAUUUUAACCGAGAGAGUCAAGAGGUACAAUGCAGGACCAAAUGGAAAACGCAGUACUCAGGGGAAAUAG